CAUGGACCCUGGUGAAGCUCCGGCAGAGGCUGCGCCCGGGCGCGUGCAAACCCGCGUGCACACGCGAGCGACCCUGGGCGUGCGCGAGCGGCUGCUCCCACGCGGCCUCGAUCCGAAGGGCCCUGCGCGCGGAGCUGCUGACGCUGCUGAGCAACAUGGCGGACGCGGCUCUGGCCUUGCACGCGCUGCCCCGGGGCCCCUGGCGCCUCCCGCCCUGGCUGUCGGGGCUCCUGGGCACCGCGUCCUCGCUGCUCGGCGCCUGCCAGGCCGCGGCGUGACACGCCCGCGUGCAACGGGCACACGCGUGGGCACGCCCGAGUGUGCAAGCGACAAUGCCCGCGCGUGCAAGCGACGCCAUCAAGCGUGCAAGCGACGCCAUCAAGUGUGCGACGCGCCCUCCUGCAAGCGGCGAUGCCCGGGUGUGCACGGGACUGGCCCGCGCGUGCAAGCGACAUCGAGUGUGCAAGCGACGCGCUCUCGUGUGCAAGCGACGCCACCGAGCGUGCAAGCGACAUCGAGUGUGCAAGCGACACGCCCGACUGCAAGCGACACCACUGAGCGUGCAAGCAAGACGCCCGCGCGUGUGCAAGAGGCAACGCCCGAGUGUGCAAACGACACGCCCACGUGCAAGCCCAUCCGGGGCACACGCACGAGCGAGCGUGCUUCAGUCGUGCCCCCGGGUCCCGGGUGGGUCCAUUAAACGCCUUGACGGUGCCA
Messenger RNA from Psammomys obesus (fat sand rat), 717 nucleotides. RefSeq lists its product as uncharacterized. The transcript has 2 exons. NCBI's taxonomy places the organism in Eukaryota, Metazoa, Chordata, Mammalia, Rodentia, Muridae. The record is from RefSeq and is a predicted model, not a curated record. The coding region runs from base 2 to 700 and encodes 232 amino acids.